Molecule: messenger RNA, 13400 nt
Organism: Cuculus canorus (common cuckoo)
Lineage: Eukaryota; Metazoa; Chordata; Aves; Cuculiformes; Cuculidae
Gene: ZNF384
Product: zinc finger protein 384
Exons: 10
Coding region: 1060-2619 (519 amino acids)
Biological process (GO): regulation of transcription by RNA polymerase II
Cellular component (GO): nucleus
Molecular function (GO): RNA polymerase II cis-regulatory region sequence-specific DNA binding; DNA-binding transcription activator activity, RNA polymerase II-specific
Source: RefSeq, a predicted model, not a curated record
GGCCGCAGAUUGGGGGGCUCGGAGUCGUCCUAGAAUCGUAGAAUGGUGUGAGUUGGAAGUGACCUGCAAGGGUCAUCGAGUCCAAUUCCUAUCCCUGUGUAGGACAACCCUAGCGUUCACACCAUGUGUCCGGGGGCAUUGUCCAAAUGCAAAGUCACUUGUGGUGCAGGAGAGGGGCCUGACUGCCUGGAAGGAGCUAAGGUGCAGGGUGCAACCCCUGCCAGGCUUCUGUUCCAGCAGAGGUUCGAUCAUUCUGGGGGGGUUGCACACGUGUUGCAGGAGGGCACCAAAGUUCUUCUAGCUCUGGUGUGCGGGUUUCGGAUUCAGGACUCUGUCUGGCAUGUUUGGGGUAUUCCUGAUGUGCGUCCAGAUGUGCUUGUUCUAAAGACGUAGCAGCGCUUGAACUUCUUUGGUGCUUAUGAGCUUCAUGGAAGCAUUUUUGCAUUUGAUUUAGCAGCCUGCGUGGCCUUCAGCAUCCUUAGUAUUUUGCAGCAAUUAACCUUAAAAACGCCCUGUUAUUGAACAAAGAUCUCAGGCAGAUAUUAAACAACAUUGUAAAUAAUUUUUGAGUGUCAUAUUCAGGGCCUUUUGUCAACUGAAAACUCUACACCAAAUGGAAAUUAAAAGCUAGGUAUCUGGAGAAUAAAGAAAACGAUGUUAAAAGUCAACCUCUAAAUAUCUGUAUAUCCAACCUUGAUUAUGCCUUCCAGAAACACAGCCUCUACCUCACCGUAUACUUACACGUGCUUUUAUGUAUCUGUCUAUGAUUAAAGUGAUGACCUGCAAAGAAGUAUAAGUCCAGCAUGUUAAGUACGUGAUUCUGUGAAGUACUCUGAGAUCUAAACUCCAGAUUCCUUGUCCCUUGAGGGUACGUUGACAUCUGUCUAAUGCUAGACUGGUGAAUAGGAAGAAGGUCCCAUCUCUGGCCUGUUUGUGGAAGCUGGGAUGAUGAAGGCACCGCAGUGGGAACGUGCUGUGGUACAGGGUUGACGCUCCAGCCCAUGUCUGGUAGUUAUAGAGCGAUUGGAAGGGUUGCGUGCAGAGUUCUGGUAAACUAGGAUGGAAGAAUCUCAUUUCAACUCCUCCCCGUACUUCUGGCCAGCAGUGCCCACCGUCUCGGGACAGAUUGAGAACACCAUGUUUAUUAACAAGAUGAAGGAGCAGCUCUUGCCCACAGAGAAGGGCUGCAGCCUGGCUCCUCCCCACUACCCUGCCUUGCUGACAGUCCCCACCUCUGUGGCCCUUCCCACUGGUAUCUCCAUGGACUCGGACACCAAGCCAGAGCAGCUGACACCACACAGCCAAGCCCCUGUGACUCAGAACAUCACCGUGGUACCAGUGCAGUCUGCUGGACUCAUGACAGCAGGUCCCGGUCUGGUGAUAACUUCCCCGUCAGGUUCCUUGGUGACCACAGCUUCCUCUGCCCAAACCUUUCCCAUCUCGGCUCCCAUGAUCGUCUCUGCACUACCCCCUGGCUCCCAAGCAGCCCUCCAGGUCGUUCCUGACCUGUCCAAGAAAGGGACAACCACCCUCUCCGAAAGUGGUGGGGGAGGAGGGGGUGGGGGAGUUGCCCCCAAACCACCCCGGGGCCGGAAGAAGAAACGAUUGCAGGAGUCGGGGCUGCCAGAGAUGAGCGACCCCUUUGUGCUGACAAAUGAGGAUGAUGAGGACCAGCACAAGGAUGGCAAGACAUACAGGUGCCGGAUGUGUUCGCUGACCUUCUACUCCAAGUCGGAGAUGCAGAUCCACUCCAAGUCCCAUACGGAGACAAAGCCACACAAGUGUCCUCACUGCUCCAAGAGCUUCGCCAACAGCUCCUACCUGGCCCAGCACAUUCGCAUCCACUCAGGGGCCAAGCCCUACACGUGCAGCUACUGCCAGAAGGCCUUCCGCCAGCUCUCCCACCUGCAGCAGCACACACGGAUCCACUCCAAGCUCCACACGGCGAUUGUCAAGCCGCACAAGUGUCCUCACUGCUCCAAGAGCUUCGCCAACACAUCCUACCUGGCCCAGCACCUCCGCAUCCACUCGGGGGCCAAGCCCUACACCUGCCGCUACUGCCAGAAGGCCUUCCGCCAGCUCUCCCACCUGCAGCAGCACACACGUAUCCACACCGGGGACCGACCCUACAAAUGCGCUCACCCUGGGUGUGAAAAGGCUUUCACCCAGCUUUCCAACCUGCAGUCCCACAGACGGCAGCACAACAAAGACAAACCUUUCAAGUGCCACAACUGCCACCGUGCGUACACGGAUGCCGCCUCAUUGGAGGUACACCUGGCUACACACACGGUGAAACACGCCAAGGUCUACACCUGCUCCAUCUGCAGCCGGGCCUACACCUCGGAGACGUACCUGAUGAAGCACAUGCGGAAACACAACAUCCCUGACCCACAGCAGCAGGUGGUUCAGGCGCAAGCCCAGGCCUCUCAGCAGCAGCAGCACUUCCAGCCGCAGGGCGGGGGGGCAGCAGGGGGCCCUUCUGGAGACACUAACCAACCCAACCCACCCCCCCAGUGCUCCUUUGACCUGACUCCUUACAAGACUUCAGAGCAUCAUAAGGACAUCUGCCUCACUGUCAGCACCAGCGCCAUCCAAGUGGAGCACCUCUCCAGCUCCUAGAGAGACCUCAGCCCAGGGAGCAGAAAGCCUCUUGUGCAUAGCCUGCGCCCAGGGGCACCGCUUGUGCGGCGGCCCUCCUUGUGCAACAGUCUCUGGCCUCUCCUCCUGCAACAGCCUCUUCUGGCCGUGUAACCCUGUUCAUGGCAGCCCCUUGAACAACAGCCUGUCUCAAGGGGGUGCUCCUUCUGUGCAACAGCCUGCCUGGUAGGAGGAUGCUUCCUUGUGCAAGAGCCCCUUCCUGUGCUGGGAUGAAUUCCUCAUGCAAGAGCCCCUCCUUUGAAACCCAAAGAAAGGCCCCCAUUUUGCCUUCUCUCGCUGUAAGAUGAGUAUGAAGGGGGGGAUACAUGUUGAGACAUGCAUGGUGGAUAGGAUGGAGAGACAGUCCUUGUACGUACAGGGGCUCGGACACAUGUUCUCAGCAGGCUACAGAAGAAUGUGGCAGGGUUCACAGCUGGAUGGGGUUCUCUGAGGAUUUCCUUGAGUGUCUAAGAGAUAAAUACCCAUUCCUGUCCCUUCUGCUUGUGAAAGGGAGGAGGGGUCGCUCGUCCUGCCCCAAGGACUAGAUGGGAGAAACCUCCUUCUCCCCAGUGGAAGGUGAGACCAGUGGCAGAGGGGAGGGGUGAGGUGUGUUCUCUGGGCCGCACAGGUGCCUACGCUGCCUGAGGGCUGUGGAGUAUUGCACACUUUCUCGUCCCCUGGUGGAGAGCAAUAGAGAGGAGUUGGUCUGAACUGGCUGCUGCCUCUCUCCGAGCUGUCUGAGCAGUGUGAUGGCCAAGGCCCCAUAGGAAUGUGGAUUCCUGCUCAUUGCUCUUCCUGGCCGUUGUGGAUGAUGUCCUAGCAGCUUGUAAUCCUCCUCCUCUCCCUCCUGCUUCCCCCCCUCAAAAAAAAGCCUGCAGGCAUCAACAACAAACCAAAAAGCAACUGGAGGGAGGGUAAGAGACUGCCAAAAUUAUCAUCACCCUUCUCUCUACUCCGUUUCCUGAAAAGUGGGAACGACAGCAGUUCUGACUCUCACAUGCCCAUCCUGCUCCCAGUUUCCCAAAGGGAAGGAGGAGGAGGAAUAGACCAGUCUUUUCAAGGAGCCGGCAGGAGGCAGGGAAAGGCUAGCUUCUCCUGCCUGCCUCCCAUCAGAGUACUCUCCCAGGCUCCCUCUUGCCAAGACGGGCUGGACUCACAUGGCAGUGGUGGCCUAUUCUGGACCCUGAUCUUGGGAGAGAAUCCCCAAAAGGUGGACAGUGGAGAGAAGGGGAUGAAGAUCCCCAGAGAGAGACCAAUCUAAUGAGAAGGGGGAGCCAACAAGAAUAAACUGAAGGCCCCUUGAAUUUAUAUAUAUAUAUAUAUAAAUAUCUAUUCCCACCCCUAGCCCGCUCUGUCCUUGCUGUAACUGUUUCUAUCUCUGUGUUUAUAAAACGCAUUAUCCUGGCGAAUUUUUAUUUUCAAUCUUUGUUUGUUUUUCCCUUUCUCUUCGUCUUCAAUUCUCCUUCCCUUUUAUUUUUUUUAUUGGUCCACAUGACUACUAGUCUUGUGCGUCACUUGUUAGUUUCUUUGCAUCAUGGAGGCUGACUCGGAAGAGAAUGAGAAGGCGAGGGAGAAAGCAUGUGUUGUUGGGAUUUAAAAUCAAUCAUCCUCCCGAAGCCUAUAGAAUCCCAGACUUCUAUAUGAACAACUAAUUGGGGCUUCUUUUUUUUUUUUUUUUUUUUUUUUUAAAAAAACACCCUGUAUAGAAAUAAAUUGGUAUAAAAGGCUCUUGAAGGUGCUGCUGUGAGCACCCUGCCCCUGUGACGUGUGUUCCUUCCCCCUGCACCAGACCACUGCAUGAGCAUCUUCCUGCUGUGAGUCCCGAGUGGCCAGGCGGGCAUCAGGGUAGCGCAUCUCAGCCUUUGGGCAGCCUUGCGGUUCACAAGGAUCACCUCUGCCCUCUGUGCUCUGCGCCUGUGGAGAAGCCUUUUUCUCUGCGUUUAGUCACCAAGGUUGGCUGUGAACAGGCGGGGUGUUUUGUAGAUUCAUAAGUUAGGCUAGCAGAAGCUGUCUGACUUGACUCUUGCAUUUCACAGGUGUCAUUUCAACCCAUUUGUCUUGUAUUGAGCCCCAAGAACUAAGGUGUAUUUGAAGUAUGUGUUCACAAAAUGCAUUGGCUUGAUUCUGAGGCACUGGGACGCAGAGAAUCCCUUUCAUGGGUAGCCUGCUGCAAGGCCUUUGUGUUCUCACUGUUUAAAUAUUUAGCCUGAUUUCUCUUUUGGAUCUGUUUGCCUUUGGUUUCCAGUUACUGGUUCUGGAUCCAUCCAUGCUGCUCAUUUAGAGAGCACAGUGGGGCAUUUUCCCCUGGACUGGUAUUUAAACACUGUAAUAUCCCUUCUCGGUCCACUGUUUGACAAAGUAAAUAGAUGGAACUCCUUAAAUCUUCCACCGUAAGGAACUUCCUCCAGCCCAUGAGUUAUUCUUGUGUUUUCUUUCUACAUCUUGUCCAGUUUUUGGAAUUGAGUGUUCAAGCCCGGGUGCUGUGGACAUGGUCCCCCAGCCCUUUGCCUUAAGCCUGCAGAAGAUUGCCAUCGCCCUUUCUUUGCAGCAUUAUACGGGAGCUCACAUCAGCUGCUUGUCUGGUUUGAGCCCUAGAUCAAUCAUCCCAGGUCUCAGCUUCCCACAGUGGUGUUUCCCCUUUCUUUAGGUGUGGUCUGAGUUCUUAUUUCCUGCAUACUUAACGGGAGGCUGUAUUGAAGUCCAGUUUGUGUGAAUGGACCUGGCUUUUCUGACUGUCCAUGUUACUUGCUGCUUUCCCAGUUUUGUCACCCACAAACUGUUUCAGUUGUUAUUUUUUACUUAUAGACCCAGGCUGAAAAUGUUAUAUUGCAUCUGACUUACACUUGAAAAGCAUCAUGCAGUGCAACUUUUUAUUAGCUUCUUUUUAAGACAUGCAGUCAAGGCAUUUCUUAAUCCUCUUAGGAUGUGAUUAUGUACGGUAAAUCUUUUUGACUCAUGGUGCCAGGUCAAUGCCUUACAAAAAUUUUAAGUAUGUUGCACCUAUGCAGUCCCUUUUGUUAAACUUAAUGUAUAAUGAUGUCAUCUAAGAAUGAAAUUUAAGAUUUGGGGCUUUCUUUCAUUUUUUUUCCUACAAAAUCAAUAUUUCAUAAACCCCUUUGGCGUAUAGGCUUUAUUUGGCAUUCAUUAAUUUGUCAUCUCUACAGCUUUUCCAUAAUUUUGACAUCAAGUCACUUUGCUUGCCUUUUGGGAAUACUGUCAUGAAUGUUGUAAGGUAUUUCUCUAAUAUCCCAAGUUUAAUUAAAAUUGGAAUCGGUGGGCUAGGGUGCUCAUUAGUGAACUCUUUCAGGACUCUUGUUUCUUUGCUGACUUAAGAGUACACAUUCCUCACUGACACUGUCUGAUCUCCUCUGAUACUAAGGUACUGGAUAGAAUUUGGUAUUUUCAUACAACUACUGCAUCGUGUUUCUUUCUGAAUGUGGAACUGGAAGUAUUUGACUGAUUGCCCCAGUUCUGUGUCAAUAGCAUGUUCACCGUUCUUAUCUAGCAGUACUAUUAUCUGGCUGUAGGAUUUCUUGUUUAUUUUUUUGUUUAAAAAUUUAACAAUUCCUUUUCCUUUAAAGAAAGGAAUUAAAGAUCCCAAAUCCCUUUCCUAUUACCAGUAUUUUUGCCAGCCACAAAGCUUUCCUUGCCAAUUUUUUCUAUUUUAUAAUGUCUAAUUUAUGUCAAUUGCUGUCUGGCCUUGCUUUUUUCCAUGUGUUACCUUUCGGGUGGGGGAGUUAAUUGUUUAUUCUUGCUCACAGACUUCUCACUGAACCCAAGAUGGGCUCUUACCAAAAGUUUUCCUCGUUCUUGCUUGUGGAAUUAGGGCUUUUUCGGCCACAUAGUACAUUUUUCUUACAGCAGAGUUUCAUUCACGUUUUUCUGCCUUCUUUCUUUUUUCUCACUUCAUAGUUUUGCUCACCUUGGAAAUUAGCACAGACACAGCACAGGUUUGUAACUACCUGUGGUUCUUCUCUGGAUGCCCAUAUUCCAUAUGAACAGGGCAAAAUGUGGCAGUUUCACUGAAGUUAUUAUCCUGUCUUGUAUGCAUCACCUUGAAGUCUGAAAAUUUGUCUUUUUUUCUGUGCAGUGUCUUGUAUUAAGAAAGCUAGAGUUUUGGAUGUUGGAAAGAUGUUUUGCCAACUGGUUGAAUUUCCUGGGGAAUGUCUUACAAGUUAGAAUUCCUUGCAGUGGUUCUUAAUUUUAUAUGUUCAGGUCCUUGAAAUCGCCUUUCCUGCUCCCUGGUUUCUAAUACCUGCUCUCCUUCCCCUUUUUGGAAUCUGAUUACUUAGCAUAGAGAUCCAUAUGGAUUUAAGGCUGUACAAUUCCUGUGUUAUCAGUUAUAUCAAGGUGUUAUUGUUUGUGUUUGUGCAGUUUCCUGCUGCUCCUAGAGCUUUUAACUGAUGCUCAGGAAGAAGCUAAUGAUUUUUUACUAAGGGACUUUCCCAUCAAGUUUCAGAAAUGCCACUUUAUUCCAGGUGUCUUUUUUCACUUCUUAGUGAGAAUUUCUUAUUUCUCUGUUUACUCAGAGUCUUAUUGCUGGUAUAGAAAUAAUUGAUGAUACCUUACUCUCAUUAUCUUUAUCACUUACUUGUAGUUGGAUUAGGUCUUCCUCUUUGGACUCCCAGGGCUGUUUAACAUAUUUAAGGUGCUUCAGGUGGUUUAAAAAGCAUUAUUGCUACCUGUGGGAUGCAAAAUGUAAGGUCUAUAAAAAAUUCUUCCCUGUUGAGAUGAAGCCUCAGGUUCCACAUUCUGCAUUUUUUCAGCUUUGUGUACUCAAGCUUUAACAACGGUUUAACUCCCACUUACAGAGUGGAAGAUUCUCUAACAAGAUCCCAUUCUCCUUCCUCUUUAGCCCUCUGAAUCCCUUGACCUUGCAUUUUCUUUGUAAUGCCAAUCCAUUUGUUUCUGUACAGGAAGACUUGACAAUGGCUCUGGAGUUGCAUAUUAGAAUCAUAGAAUGGUUUGGGUUGGAAGAGACCUAAAAGAUCAUCCACUUCCAACCACCCUGCCAUGGGCAAGGACACCUCCUACUAGGCUAGGCCCCGUCCAACCUGGCCUUGAACUCUUCAGAGAUAGGGCAGCCACAACUUCCCAGGGCAACCUGUUCCAGUGCCUCACCACCUUCAUAAUGAAGAAUUUCUUUCUAAUUUCUAGUCUAAAUUUUUCCUCUUUCAAUUUAAAGCCAUUCCCCCUCAUCCUGUCACUCCACAGGCUUGUAAAAAGCCCCUCCCCAGCUUUCCUGUAGCCCCUUCAGGUGCUGGAAGGUCACUAUAAGGUCUCCUCAGAGCCUUCUCCAGGCUGAAGAACCCCAACUCGCUCAGCCUGUCCUUGUAUGGAAGGUGCUCCAGCCCUCUGAACAUCUUGGUAGCCCUGCUUUGGAUCUGUUUCAACAGUUCCAUAUCCUCCUUACAUUGGGGAUUCCAGAACUGGACAUAAUCCUCCAUGUGAGGUCUCACAAGAGCAGAGCAGAGGGGGUGAAUCACCUCCUCACCCUGCUGGCCAUGCUUCUUUUGAUGCAGCCCAGGACCUUCUGGGCUGCGAGCGCACAUUGCCGGCUCACGUCGAGCUUCUCGUCGACCAGCACCCCCAAUCACAUCAUCCUCAUCCUCUAUUGAAACUAGGGAUUGCCCCGACCCAGGUGUGGGACGUUGCACUUGGCCUUGUUGAACCUCAUGAGGUUUGCACAGGCCCACUUCUCCAGCCUGUCCAGGUCCCUCUGGAUGAUAUCCCAUCCUUCUGAUGUAACAACUGCAACACUUGGCUUGCUGUCAUCUGCAAACUAACUGAGGGUCUACAUCAUUAAUGAAGAUAUUAAACAGCACUGGUCCCAGUAUGGACCCCUGAGGGACACCACUUGUCACUGAUCUCCAUCUGGACAUUGAGCAAUUGACAACUGCUUUCUGAAUGCAACCAUCCAACCAAUUUCUUAUCCACUGUACUGCCCACCCAUCAAAUCCAUAUCUCUCCAAUUUAGAGAGAAGGAUGUUGUGGGGGACCAUGUCAAAGGAUUUACAGAAGUCCAGAUAGAUCACAUCCGUUGGUUUUCCCAUGUCCACUGCUGUGUUUACCCCAUCAUAGAAAGCCGCUAGGUGGGUCGGGCAGGACUUGCCCCUGGUGAAGCCAUGCUGGCUGCCAUUAAUCACCUCCCCGUCCUCCAUGUGCUUUAGCAUAGCUUCUAGGAGGAUCUGUUCCAUGAUCUUCCCAGGCACAGAGGUGAGGCUGACAGGUCGGUACUUCCCAGGGUAAUCUCUUCUACUCUUCUUAAAAAUGAAGACAGUGUUGCCUUUCUUCCAGUCACCAGGGACUUCUCCUGACUGCCAUGACUUUUCAAAUAUCAUGGAGGGUGGCUUGGGCACCCCAUCAGCCCAUUCCCUCAGGACUCUGGGGUGCAUCUCAUCACGUCCCAUCGGCUUACAUAUGUUCAGGUUCCUCAGGUGGUCACAAACCAGAUGAUUAGGUUGCAUCUUGUAUCUUGGCUGGAAGGCAGUAGCACUUCUUCUUUACGGAAUCAGUUGUCUGUUCUUGGCUGGAUUUUGCAAAUUAUUGUUGCUUUAAAAGGAAAUACCACAUGGGCUGGAAAUAAUUUAAGUCACCCACAAACGAUAACUGAAUCUCAGCUGUGACUAAUGAUAGUAUUGCUGGUCUAUAAUUCAGUUAAAUCUUCAAGAAAGAUUAAAGACUCAUAAUUUAAAGCCUUAUGAUUAAUCAGCCACGUCCCUUUAUAGAGUUUUUUUGUUGGUUAUCACUGCCACUAAGGCUGUCAUUCUAUUUUACUGCUUUUUUUUUUUUUUUUUUUUUUUAAUCUGUAGGGUCUUGUUAUGCCUUUGUUCAGCACAUUGAAGUCUUCUGCUAUAAGAUAUUUUUCUUUUGUAAUUACAGACAAGCCACUGUGUUCAUCUUUCCAAACAGUUAAAUUAGAGUUGUUUUAGGUGUCUCACACGAACGCUUGGCUCCAUCAUGUAAGUAUCUAUCUAUCUAUUGCCUUUCUUUUUCCUUUAUGAAGGAGCACGCUGCGUGGUGUUCUCUUAUAAAUCUUGCUACGUACAAGAUGGCUGUCUUGAGCCAGCAAACUUACAUUGCUAUACAAGGAUAUGUAGUUCUUCUAUUAAGAUCUUUUUCUUUAAAUUAAAACAAAUCACAUGAUGUUUCUUCUAUUAGGUGAGUGCAACUCAUAUCAAAAAUGUGAUUUUGCCAAACAGUGUUCGGUUAACUGGCUUACACCAACCUGGAUGAUCCCAUUUCCUUUUCAAAUACUUCUUAAUUAAAAGUAUUUGCCGCUCUUCUGGAAGGCAUUCACAGCUCCAAAGUUGUUUGGAAAACAAAGCCCAUUGCUUCCAUCUGCUUGCCAGAUAAUUCUUCUAAAGUUAUUGAUUGUGAGUUUCUAGCUAUGCAACUUCUAAGAUGUUUUAUUUAAUGGGUAGAACUGAACAUCUUCCUAGAUCUCAUUGGCAAUAGGUAAUAUUUUAUUACUUCACAGUUUUGUUUACAUCAUCCAACUUCCUUCCUAGUAGAGAAUAUGAUUAUGAGAUUCUGCCUGUCUUCUAUAUUUUUAUUGAUUAUUUUAUCAUCUUUAUAUCAACUAAAGAAUAUAUAUCAUGUUUAGGAUUUUCUUCUAAUAUUUUGCAGGUAAAGUACCUGAAGGCUGCCCCAGUUUAGUAGUGCAGUUUCAGAACGUAGAAUGAAAUUGCUCUGUACAUUUUCUCAACUACAAGAUAGGUACCUGUUCAGUCCUCAUUUCAGGUACAACAGAUUAAAUUUGUGUGCAUGAUUUCUUGUUUCUGUAUAGCAGAACACCAAAGUAAUAGAGAGAUGUAGUAACUUGGUCCAACAAACAUUUCAAUUUCAUGUAGCGUCUAUGUAAUGAAUGGAAAAAAAAACCUGCAAGAAAAGAAAUCGUGACACCAAAGAACUAGAGUCUAUGCCUAGUUUUGCUACUAAUUAGGCUAUGGUUUUGGAAUAUAGACACAGCUAUAAUGUGGGGCCUUUGGCAUCUGCUUUCAUUUGUAAAGCUGAUUAACCACCCUGGCGGCAAGUGCUGCAGAUCAGUUGUUUGAUGUUUGCGAGAAUGAAAUGUGGGUGCAUUCAGUAAUUCCUGAAGCGAAGGAAAUGCAGAGCAGGGACCUCUGAACUGAGAAUGUUAAAGAGUGAGGAGAGCUGAAUGUGUACUUUGACAGCAAAAAGGGAACCAAACAGGGCUCUGAAGUCAUAGGCCUGCUCCUAGGAUAUGCAUAAGGAUCCCUUUCAAGCACUGGCCUUCACCUUGUGGUCCUUGGACAACAUUUAGGAGGUCUGUAAGGGAACUGAAAAGCUGGAGGCUUAAAUUUGGUAUGCAGAUGUUUACAUUUCCAAGGGAAAAUACAGACAUCCGUAGAUCAAUAAAGGUUGAGAACCACCACUACUCUAGAUUACUUCAGGAGGCUCUUCACCUUCCCUUUGUGAGAUGCCCAGGUGUUCUGAGCAGUCCACACAGUCAUCACUCAGGUCCUUCAUCUAACCAGGAGGCAUUUACCAGUUUUAACAGCAGGUUGUGAUUGAAGUGACAAAGUUAGGGGUGAUGUGUGAUAACCACUGGGGUGAGAGAUGUGGCUUUGUUACAACAGUUACCUGCAUACCAAUAUAUGCAGCUGGGUGGGUGGUAGACGUAAAUAGUCGUGUACCCCUACAGCAUAUUACAGUUGGGGAAGCAUCUUCCUGUGAAAUCACCUGUGCCCAUGCUAGGACUUCUACUCGCAGAAGUGUUUACUCUAAAAAGUAUCACACCUCUCAGCAAAGAACUGCCGUGGUAACACUCCAUCUGCGCCCAAGGCUGCAUCUGGAACAAAGAGCGAUGCACUUCUCCGUGAACCUCAGUGCCUCAGCUUUGUAAAGAGCACAAAUAGAGAGACAGCAAAAUUUUCUAGAUUCAGAGCUCAGGAGCUCGUCUUUGCUGGACUGGAAGAGUUUCCACUGCUGUGAGACCACAGAGGUCCACAAAAUGGCCUCUCCUCUUUGUUUUGCAACUUCACAGUGGCAGGUCAGGAAGUUAAAGAUACAUUCAUACACUUUCUUAAGGCUUUCCAUUUAGAUUUUAGGCAUGUGUCUUUUCUUUUCCCUGUCUUUUGUAUCAGCAGCAGCAACGAGGCCGGAGGAAGCCUGUCUUUCCAUUUCAGUGCUCUGGUGUUUUGACAUCCCCCAAACCUUGGCGUGGAGGAUCAGGUGGGAUUCCCAGGCUGGCUCUUAACCCAACCAUUCAUGUCUAAGCCCACCUGCUGCUUAACUUCAGCUCCAGUCAGCCUGGUGGCUCCAUGCCGGGCAUAGGUGGGGGUUCUGGUUUAGCACUGGGACAGGACACAGGCAGCAGAUUUUUUUUAUGCAACAGCCACGUCCUUAACUCCUUAAUUAAGAGCAUACAGUAAUUUAUAUGAGAAUUUUGCAGUAGUGUAAAAACAAAGUGAGGCUCCAGAAUAAUGUUCAGCUAACCAAAGGCAGCUGCUUCACACAGGAACUGAAUAGCAUAAGAAACGUGUUUUGUAUAAUUAAAAAUAUGUCAUGAAUAACUUAAAUGAUUAUAGGAAUAGGACUGGAAAACACUGUAUCUUCAACAACACUGCAGAACACAGUCUGUUCUCUGAAUUAAUCAGAUAGAGUCACAGCAAGAUGGUCAAUAGCUCAAGCAGCUGCAAUUUGUUUUAUAACAGCUUCUCAGCCUUACAUUGCAGACUGCUGGAAGACUCUUAAUCCGAGUAUAUCCAUAUAAAUAAAGGCAUGGUGCCUUGGUGGAUCUUUGGGAGGAAAGAAAAGAAAGUCUGGUUGCUUCUCCUCAUGGCCAGAAUCCAGCAGCAAGCAGUCCUGAGCAAUAACUAUCCUUAUGCAGGCUGUCAGGAAAAAAACGGAGUAACAUAGAUGAGUGAGCAGGAGAAAGGCAAAUGAAACAUUUGCCAAACAAAGCCAGUGCCUCCUAAACAGCAUGCGAUGGUAAAUUAAUGCUGACCUCUUGAAACAACAAUCCUGAAUGUUAUAGACUGUGAGGACCAAAAGAAAUAAGAUCAUUUUAUCUCAGUUCCUUCAUAAUCCCAUGGUGUGACUUCUCGCUCUCAGCCCAGCACAGCACCAUACUGUGUUAGGUGUGAUCGCUGGCGAAGGAAGUGCUGGGGAAGGGUUCCUGAGUUCUGUAGCAAGGUCUGUGACCUAGUAGCGAUUCCUGCUCUGUGGUCAUGAAAGCGGGUCUGGCAAGAUGGAGCAAAGAGAGCAUGGGCGCACACUCAAGUUCAUCUUUGAGGUUUGGGGUUGUUAGGUGUCAUGUUUGUACCCAAAUCACUUUACAGCCAGGACAGCCCAUUUACCACAACAGGAACCAUGCGGUACUGGCAAAUGCCAUGGCAAAGGGGAGAACAGAGUGUAACAAACCAUCAGCCCUGCCUCACCUGGGCUGCCCAACAGCAGCGCCCACCUGAGCUGCUGGAACUCUCGAGACCAGGAGAGACCCCACAGCUCAUAGAGAUGAAGACGGCUGCAAAGAUGAUCUGAAGGCUACAGCACCUCCCGUGUGAGGACAGGCUGAGAGAGUUGGGCUUGUUCAGCCUGGAGAAGAGAAAGCUCUAGAGAGACCUUAUAAUGGCUUUCUAGAACUGAAAGGGGCUACAGGAAAGCUGGGGAGGGACUUUUUUUCAGGGCGUGCAGGGUUAAGAUGAGGGGGAAGGGGAAGGAUUUAGAUAACAGGAAGAAAUUCUCCACGAUGAGGGUGGUGAGGCACUGGCACCGGUUGCCCAGAGAAGUCAUGG